Messenger RNA from Cucurbitaria berberidis CBS 394.84, 1759 nucleotides. RefSeq lists its product as uncharacterized. The transcript is spliced from 2 exons. The record is from RefSeq and is a predicted model, not a curated record. Lineage: Eukaryota; Fungi; Ascomycota; Dothideomycetes; Pleosporales; Cucurbitariaceae. The coding region runs from base 175 to 1521 and encodes 448 amino acids.
GCCGAAAGGGAUAACUGACUACCCCCUGUUCACACGCCAAGCACCAACCACUGGCCCCCAAGCCCGGACCCUCUUGAGCUUGCCCAUAGCAACCGGAGGUAAACAGACGAAUCGCAGCGCUUUCGACACACGCACGACGACACCACGACUCGCUCAAUGUAAUUCAUCCGCAUCAUGGCUACCCUCGCCGCAAACGACCAAGAGAAUGCUGUCCGCCACUUGCACGCAGGCGCUGCUGGAAAGUCGCUCAAUGCCGGCUUGAAGGGAUUCAACGCCAAAACACCAGCAAACAAGGGCCCGAAAACGCCGUUCAAGCUCCCGCUCAAUGACGAGAAUGCCGUGAAUAAAGCUGGAAAGUCCGUCUUGAAGACGAAUGCUAAAGCUGUAAAAUUGGACGAGAAUGCCUUUGUCACGCCAGCUGGCCCGCGAACUCGCGCGCCCCUGGGCAUGAAGACGACGAAUGCCAAAAGCAGAGCGUUCCAGACCCCCGCACCUCUUUCCUCCGCAAAGACCCAGAAAGUGAGCCCACGCCUGCGCCGUCCGAAAGUCAAGGUCCACCAACCCGAAGUCGACGUAGAAUCUGAACAUGACGUGCCAGAGGUCGAAUACAUGCCUCCAAAAGAGAUUCCACUGGAAGAUGACAUGGACGAUUAUUUGCCAAGGGACUGGAAGGUCCCCAAAAUCAGUCAUGAGAGCAUGACACGCGGGAUCUGGGAUGCUUACCACAACCCAAUCGAGGACGAUGGACGGACCCGCUACCAACGCGAGUUUGAGGACGAGGUGCAGAGGGAGCGGAAGAAGCGCGACGAGGAAUUUGAAAACGUGUUUGAGGCACAGAUGGCAAAGGACGAUGCUGAAGCGAUGAGGUACUUGGGCAUCGCGGAGCCGAAGGAGGCACCAAAGCCCACCAUUGCACCUAAAAGGACGACUCCUGGACUGUCAACAAUGAGUGCAAGAAUGGCCGCCACAGCUCUCUCGCCUACAUCCAAGCCCAGCUAUGCCGCCCCAACUGCGUCUGUAAAAUCGCGCCUUCCUACUGUGCUCAUCUCGAGCCGGAAGCCAACGAAGCCGCUUGUAGAGCGAGCAGCAUCUCAUCAGGCAACCGCCGUAGCAGCCUCAAGGAGCACCAUCGGCUACGCUCAAGGCCGCGCAGGACGUACAGGUCUAGCAGCACGCAAACCGCUCUCUAACGUCACAAAGCCCGCACCAUUUUCUGUCACCUCUCGACAGGUACCUACCACUUCAUCUACACACAAUCAGUCGACUGUUCGAUCUCGUUCGGCCUUCUCCCGCUCAAGCUCAACUGCUACCGACGCUACUCUCGUCACGCCUCCACUGGAAGAGGAAACCUACCGCACCGCUGAGGAGAUAGAGCGCGAGAUGGAGCUGUUGAUGCUUUCACGUCAGCUUGAGGGCGAUAACGAUGACGCGUGGACAAACAGCUUCAACAGCCAGCUACAUGGAGAUCCUCUUGAUGAGGAGCUAGAGAACUUCCAGUUCCAGCUCCCUGAGGGCUUUUAGUCUUGCAGCAUGGGUUGACAUGGAGGGAGGCAGAUUGUCACCAUUUGCUAAGUUUUUAACAGUUUUGGCGUUAUGUAUUUGAUACCUCUCUUUGCUCUCAAGCCUUUGGUUAGGACGGGCUUCCAUUACUUCUUGCUAAGCAUGGAAAGAGUAUAUAGCUGUUAUGGCUAGUAUGUCACUACUUUGUAAAACACAAUAAAUCAUACUUGAAUCAUUCAGAUUAUUUCAAGACACUACU